AUGGACUCAGCGAGUAUUGAGCGAGUUUUCCGCCGUGACGCUUGUGCUGGCCGCGUUGCGCUUGUAACAGGCGGAGGGUCAGGAAUUGGUCAAGAGAUUGCCAUUAAGCUUGCUGAGUAUGGCGCCAAGGUUGCAGUGCUUGGACGCCGAGAGACUGCGCUACAAAGCACCUUGAACAUUAUGCAUAAGUGCGGAGUUCCCGAUACUGCCGGUAUGCUCAUUAAGGGUGAUGUGCGUUCUACUGACGAUGCAAACAACGCGGUAGCGCAAGUAGUAAGAAAAUUUGGAAAGCUCGAUGUGCUGGUGAACUGUGCAGCUGGCAAUUUUCUGGCGCUGGCUGAGAAACUUUCGACAAAUGCUUUUCGUACAACCAUGGAGAUCGACGCUAUUGGUACUUUUAACAUGAGUCGAGCAGCAUUUGAAGCGCUUAAGUGCAGUGGUGAUGGACGCAUUAUCAACAUUUCAAUGACACUGCAUCUCUCGGCCUCGUGGUACCAGGUGCACGCAUCAGCUGCCAAGGCUGCAGUGGACAGCAUUACCCGCUCGCUUGCAUUGGAAUGGGGCCAAUUCGGGAUCCGAGUGACUGGUGUCGCUCCUGGACCAAUCGCCGACACAACAGGAUUAGUCAAGCUUGGUGGAGAUAUGGAGGGUGAGAAGAUGGAUAAGGUUCUGGCUAGAUCUAUUCCGGUUGGCCGUAUUGGUACUAAAACGGAUAUUGCAGCAGCCGUGCUGUAUCUAGUCUCUCCGGUGGGAAACUUUGUGUCAGGUGACAUUUUGAUCGUAGAUGGUGGAAAUUACCUUUACAAAAAGCCUAUUGCGCCUCGUGAAUCGCUUGAAAAGUGGUCGAAACAAAUGGAACAGAAAUUACGCAUAACAACAGAGUCAAAAUUGUAA
Plasmopara halstedii is the source of this 894-nucleotide messenger RNA. Its product is annotated as peroxisomal-dienoyl. Gene Ontology annotation, biological process: fatty acid catabolic process. The transcript has a single exon. The coding region runs from base 1 to 894 and encodes 297 amino acids. Gene Ontology annotation, molecular function: 2,4-dienoyl-CoA reductase (NADPH) activity. The record is from RefSeq and is a predicted model, not a curated record. NCBI's taxonomy places the organism in Eukaryota, Oomycota, Peronosporomycetes, Peronosporales, Peronosporaceae.